Messenger RNA from Pantherophis guttatus, 1424 nucleotides. RefSeq names its product galanin receptor 3 (gene GALR3). Gene Ontology annotation, molecular function: G protein-coupled receptor activity. Gene Ontology annotation, biological process: G protein-coupled receptor signaling pathway. NCBI's taxonomy places the organism in Eukaryota, Metazoa, Chordata, Lepidosauria, Squamata, Colubridae. Gene Ontology annotation, cellular component: plasma membrane. The record is from RefSeq and is a predicted model, not a curated record.
AUGCCAGACAGCUGGAAUAUAUCUUCAGACAGCCUAGAAGCAAGAGCUAUAAGCAUUAUUGUGCCUGUAGUCUUUUCCCUCAUCUUCCUUGUAGGCACAGUUGGGAAUAGCCUGGUGUUGGCUGUGCUGCUACACAAUGGAGAGGUGAAAUAUAACACUACAAACCUGUUCAUCCUCAACCUGGCAGUGGCAGAUCUCUUCUUCAUUGUCUUCUGUGUCCCAUUCCAGGCCACCAUCUAUGCUCUGGAUGGAUGGCUCUUUGGUGCCGUUGCCUGCAAAGCUGUGCAUUUCUUCAUCUACCUUACCUUGUAUGCCAGCAGUUUUACUCUGGCAGCUGUUUCGGUGGACAGAUAUUUGGCUAUUUGCUACCCACUGAAAUCUCGGAAUCUCCGUACCACUUGCAAUGCAGUCCUUGCUAUUAUCAUGAUUUGGACCCUCUCCGUGCUUUUUGCAGGACCCUAUCUCAGCUAUUACGAAACCAUUAAUUAUCAGGAGACGUUCAUCUGUGCCCCUGUUUGGGAGGACAAACACCGGAAGAUCUUAGACAUCCUCACUUUUGUGUUUAGUUAUAUCCUCCCUAUCUCUGUUGUUAGCCUAGCUUAUGCCAGAACCAUCAAAUUCUUGUGGACUGCUGUAGACCCUCUGGAAGGACUCUCAGAGUCCCGCAAAGCCAAACGGAGGGUCACCAAGAUGAUUAUUGCAGUGACUAUCCUCUUCUGCUUGUGUUGGUUACCCCACCAUCUGGUAAUCUUGUAUUUCUGGUUUGGUUAUUUCCACUUUAACCAAACUACCUUUGCCUUACGCCUAGCUUCUCAUUGCUGCUCAUAUGCCAAUUCCUGCCUCAACCCAAUUGUUUAUGCUCUCAUUUCCAAGCACUUCCGCAAGAAGUUCAAGCAAGUCUUCACUUGUGUUCUUGUCAAGACAAGAAGAAGUGAACUGACAAUAAAUCCAAGUGGCCAGUGCUGCUGAUGGUUUCAUUAACCAGACUGCAGGUUUCUUUGGUGGAAACACAAAAGUAGCAUGACUUAAUGAAGAAAAUAUGAGCUGUUGCAUGGACCUGUUGGUAAGAACAUGGGAAGACAUUCUUCCUGAGAAAUGGCUCUAGCAUUUACAAGACAUUAUCAUAUUUGAACAGAAAUUACAAAAGGACCAAAAAAAUUCUGGAACUAUCAACAGUCACCUCAUUGAGUGCAACAUGGACAACAGUAAUUUUAAAAUAUUAAUGGCAGAUGGCAUCAAUUAUACCUUCUCAGCAUGACUACCAUAUUUUCAUUCAACUCAGGCUUGGGUCGGUGGAGGAUAGAUUGACUCAAAUUACGGUAGUUUUCCUCAAUGCAACCGAAGUAUCCCAAUUCCUUAGAGAACAGCUUGAUAUUACUUUAGACCAGGGGUGUCAAACUCGAUUUCAUUGAGGGCCACAUCAA